Molecule: messenger RNA, 2627 nt
Organism: Rhincodon typus (whale shark)
Lineage: Eukaryota; Metazoa; Chordata; Chondrichthyes; Orectolobiformes; Rhincodontidae
Gene: tsga10
Product: testis specific, 10
Exons: 17
Coding region: 180-2297 (705 amino acids)
Source: RefSeq, a predicted model, not a curated record
GUUGCUUGUAAUGAAAUAAAGGUAGCUGAGAUCUUGAAUUGGUUCCAGAAACAGAAAAUAGAGAAACUCAUCUGCGCUUACAUGAGCAAAAUAAAUCGCCUUUUCUUUUAGAUACAUUUGUGAAGAAUAUAGUACAAGAAAGAGAUUUCUAUAAAUCUGAGGUAGAAUACUUAUUAAAGAUGUUGAGAAACAAACCUUCAGGCCAAUGCAAUUCAUCCAGAGGACGUAGUCCACUGCGCUCAUCUCCUGUGAAGGGAGGAAGUUAUGAGUCUGAACUCAUAUGCAUUAUCAAAGAGCGCGAUGAUCUUCAAGCCAUGUUAAAUAAAUACGAAAGGCACAUGGCAGAAGUUCAGGCAAAUGUCAAAGUUUUAACUGCAGAAAGAGACCAAAGCAAACUCCUGUACGAACAGGCCCAGGAAGAGCUUAAUAGGCUACGCAGGGAUGCUGCCAAGUCACCAAGAUCUCAGAAAAACAGUUUGACAGCACAGGAUAUUCUGCGACGUUUAGAAUGUGAGCGUGAUGAAGCUGUUGCAGACUUGCGGAGAAUGACCACAGAGCGAGACAGUCUUCGAGAACGAUUAAAGAUUUCUCAGGAGACGGCGAUUAAUGAAAGAUCGCAUCUGGAACAAAGAAUAGAAGACUUGAAGGGUUCCAUGCACACAUUAGAAAAUGAAAGAUUGGAACAUCGUUCUAGGUUGACUUGUCUAAAAGAUAGUGUAACUUCUCUGGAGGAAGAAGUCAAAGUAUUGGCUAGAAAGUCAUCUGACACUGAAGAUGAACUAUGCAGGCAGAGAGCAGAAAACAACCAGAUCAGAAUGUUAAUGGACCAGGCAGAAGACAGUCUUGCUGAAACCCAGCGACGUCUCUCAUUAAAAACCACUGAUCUACAACUUGCACAGGAUAAAAAUGUUCGGCAGAAUGAAAAGAUUGAUGAUCUGACCAGACAGAUUUCUUCGCUUCAGGAAGAAAUUAGCUCAACUCGAGCGAAUGUCUAUGAACUUGAUAAACAGAAGAGUAGUUUACAGGAGCUCAUGGAUGAAAAGACUGAGACAAUUGCUUCCCUAGAGGAAACACUUCACCAGAAAAAAAAGAACAUUGCAGAUAAUCAGCUAAACAUAAGUGAAUUGGAAACGACUGUUGAUCAAUUGAAUGAGACAAUCAACAAUAAAGAAAAUGACAUUUCCAGUAUUCAGCAUCAGUAUGAUUCCAUCAGUUCUGAAUUAGUAGAAAUGACCCAAUUAAGAGAAACGGCAGUUCGUGAAAAUAACCAUCUGCAUGACCAGUUGUCAAAAUUAAAAUACGAACAUCAGUCAGUGAACCGUAAACUGGAAGAAUCCAUUCAGGAGAAUAAAGACUUAAAGAUCAAAGUCCAAGAUUACAUCACUGAGAUAUCCAAGGUGGAGAAUUUGCUUAGCGGCAAGGAAAAUGAAAAUUUUAAUCUGAUGGAGCAAUGUCGUAGAACUAAUGCGCAGACAGAGACCUGGGAAUUGAAAGCUCGCCAAAUAGAAGGAGAGUUCAAUUCAGUUCAGAUGGAGCUUGUUACUGUGAAAGCUGAGAACCGCAGGAUGUGCGAAAAAGUUAACUCACUUGAAAAAGAAAUUGAGGAGCAAGAGGCUGCUAGGAAUGCAUAUAAAGCCCAAGUUUGCUCACUUAAUAAGUUGAUAAUGAAGCUGGAAGAUGAACUUCGGCAAGUCCAAAAUGAAAAGAGCACAGCCCUCACUGACCUCACAUCCACUCAAGAGCUCUGCUUGAAGCUGGAUUCUAACAAAGAGAUGAUGAUGAGGCAGGUGGCCAGCAAAAACAAGGAGAUGGAGCAAGUUCUAAGUGAGCUUGAAUCAGCCCGUUCUGAAAUAGAGCUCUUAAGAAACCAACUUUCAAGUGAAAGAACUUCAAUAAAAAAUCUGGAAUCUUUGUUGGCUUCUAAUCGGGAGAAAAAGUUCCAAAGCCAGAUGGUCACUCAAGAGAAAGAGACUGAAAUUCAGCUCUUCAAAGAUAAGCUUUCCUUAGCUGAUAGCAAACUGGCAUCUCAAGCCCGUGAAAUUUCUCAGCUGAGGAGCAAGGCAGCAAUGCUUGAAACAGAGCUAGAUAUGGCAAAGCGUCAAUUAGGUACUGAGCGAUUUGAAAGAGAAUGUGCUGUGCAGGAGCUUCGGCGACACGGCCCCUCUUACCGUACUACGUCACCACCUCAACCUACUUUAAGUCCAGUUUCACAUUCACCGGAACGUUCGAGCCGUCGCUCUCCUGAUUGUACCCUAAACAGAUCACUGAACAGGGCAUCAUCUUUGAAAGAGUUUUGAUUUUGUGACGAUUUAUCUCCACAAUCAUUUGAAAAAGGACCAUGAAUCUCCGAGACUCUCAAAAGGAAGAUCUUCCAUUUCAAAACAUGUGAAUUCUGUUUUAUCAAUUUUUUUUUGUUGAACGCAUUAAUGAUGUACCAAUACUUUCAUCUUAUAUGCCAGAGAAUUUUACUUUGCUACAUCUUUUGCUUUACCUGCUUGGGAAUUUUUAAAAAGUGCAAAGAGAUGCAACUUCUAAUGAGCAUUUCAUUCAUUGUCACAGAAUCUAUCAACACAUCUAUGUCAUGCACUGUAGCUUAAUGUUUUAAGCUAGUAUCAUUAACUGAAUAU